CCUCACACACUCCUGUGCUCUGUUUCCUCUCUGUUUCCUCUCCCAGGUACCCUGUGACUCUGAGCCAUGUCCUGCUGCAACCCGUGCCAGCCCUGCCAGCCCUGCGGCCCGUGCCCACUGGCCAGCAGCUGCAACGAGUGCUGUGUCCGGCAGUGCCAGAGCUCCACCAUCGCCAUCCAGCCCUCUCCCGUGGUGGUGACCCUGCCCGGACCCAUCCUCAGCUCCUUCCCACAGAACACCGUUGUGGGCUCCUCCACCUCCGCUGCUGUUGGCAGCAUCCUCAGCUCUCAGGGAGUGCCCAUCAGCUCCGGGGGCCUUGACCUCUCUGGCAUUGCCGGACGCUACUGUGGCAGGAGGUACCGCCUGUGAACAGGAUGUUGCAGAAGCCCAAAGGAGACACCUUGAGGAACUCAGAACAUCAGCUGAGGACCAGAUCUUUCAUCAUGGACACCAGGAUAAUUGAAUGGUUUUGGCUUUCUUCCCUUUGUUUGGUUCCCCUUGACAGCGAAGUCCCCAAACUCCAGCCUGGUGGAGACCCUCUGUCUCCUCUCCCUUCAUGGGGCAGAUUGUCAGAAAUCACAUGGGAACUUCUCUACAGCCAAUGAUCUCAGACCCUAAGCUGCUUGUU
Molecule: messenger RNA, 628 nt
Organism: Cuculus canorus (common cuckoo)
Lineage: Eukaryota; Metazoa; Chordata; Aves; Cuculiformes; Cuculidae
Product: feather keratin Cos1-2-like
Exons: 1
Coding region: 67-369 (100 amino acids)
Cellular component (GO): intermediate filament
Molecular function (GO): structural constituent of cytoskeleton
Source: RefSeq, a predicted model, not a curated record